GUGUUGAAAUGUCGAUCAACCGACUUGAAAUUAGCAAUACCGUUUCUGGUUCGUACUUUCGUAUAUGGCUAUUUAUACUCUUUUUAUUAUAUUCUAAUUUCUUGUAUACGUCUGAAGAGCCUGAUCUCGAAAAUCUGAGUUUGAAGGAUGAUUUUGAAAAGUUCGCAGAAAGACUAGAACUCAAUAAAUUCACAGAAAAUAAGAAUGAAUGGAAGAAAUUUUACGGUUUCGUUUGGCCCUCAACAAACAUUAAUGAACGUCGCUUAAUUUUUGAUUAUGUUGUCGAUCCAGAUUGGGACCCAAUUGGGGAGGAACUCGCCGCAAAUAUUGUCGUUUACUCAAAUCAAACACUCUUGAUUCAUCACAAGGAAUAUCCGGGGUGUUAUUUCGUACCUGUUGAAAAACGUAUUGUUGAAUUGCGUAAAUUUUCAACAAUUGAUAAUAAUACAAAUAAAGAGUGGCAGUGGGAAUGGCGCGAAUGUCAAGGUUUCAGAAAUGUAAUCGAUACAGGUGCAACAAUGACUGUAAUCCCAUAUUUCGUAAGACAAAAGUUAUAUAGUAGACAAGAUGGUUGGAAAACAAUUCCUAUUGAAGCUUCUGGAUAUAGUGAUGGCGUUAAAAUUUUCCAGGCUUCAAGAGAUUGGUACAUUUGUCUAGGUGAUGGGACCAACUGGUCUGGCUAG
Messenger RNA from Dentiscutata erythropus, 683 nucleotides. The record is from the annotation of a GenBank genome assembly. NCBI's taxonomy places the organism in Eukaryota, Fungi, Glomeromycota, Glomeromycetes, Diversisporales, Gigasporaceae.